This is a messenger RNA of Paramormyrops kingsleyae, 1750 nucleotides long. RefSeq names its product lens intrinsic membrane protein 2.4 (gene lim2.4). Gene Ontology annotation, molecular function: structural constituent of eye lens. The record is from RefSeq and is a predicted model, not a curated record. Gene Ontology annotation, cellular component: plasma membrane. Lineage: Eukaryota; Metazoa; Chordata; Actinopteri; Osteoglossiformes; Mormyridae.
GAGGUAGGAACCUGUGGUUGGCUUCAGUCAUGGGAGAAUCACCUGUAAUGUGGCUGAAAACCAGGAAAAUGGUGACUGGCCAGAAAUUCAAGUUAUAUUACAAAUAAACAAAGAAUAAAAGUUCAUUUUUAGAAGUUAAUACUGUGAUCUGCUGCCUCGUCUUGAGUGAAACUGGUACCUUUGAGUGUCAGGUCGUCAGAAUAUCAGCUACAAAACAUGAUGGGCAUACAGUGUGAUUUUUUUUUUAUGGAAUAUUGCAUUAAACAAUACAAUAAAAAAUUGGUAGCCUGUUUUGAAUCAAAUUCAAUUACUCUGCUGUAACAAUGAAUAAUUUGUACUCUAGAUCCACAUAAUAUUUUAAUUCCCUAACAUAAUUUGGUUUUCAGGCAAAUUGUUUAGUAUAGUAGUAUUACUGUGUGAUUUUAAAUCAGAGACCUCCAAACAGUCCACAUUUUUGCUCCCUCCCAACUCACAACAUUCUUGUACCAGAUGCUCAGUGUUCUUGAUUGUUUUGUUUCAUUCUUGAUUGUCUGGGAGUCCCUGAAGACUAGGUGGAGAAAAUUUUAAAAAUAAACAAAUGUCAAUUUCCCUGCAGCAACAGAGCCCAGAAUGCAGUAACUGAUCAUAGUAGUAGUGCUGAUCAGUAACUAUAGUGAUAACUAACAGCGACUGCACUAUUGUACAGUGAUGCACUGUGUCAUUCUGCUGCUAAAUAGCAUGCUUGCUACUGUAAAAAGCAACAGUUUUUAUAGCAGCUGGUCUGUGCACCAAACUCGUACAUGAUGGCUCCAUUGCACUGUAAUGAUGGGGGUCACGCAUCCCUCAGUGUGUUGUAGAGCUUCUCAGGAUGUACAGCUUCAUGGGAGGGGGUCUCUUCUGUGCCAUUGUGGCAAACAUCUUGCUGGUGGUGUCCACCGCCACCGACUACUGGAUGCAGUACCGGCUUUCGGGGAGCUUCGCCCACCAGGGCCUGUGGAGAUACUGCAUGUCCGGCAAGUGCUACAUGCAAGCAGACAGCAUUGGUGAGUCAGUGUGGGUGGGUCCCCCUGGCUAUAUUUUGUCACAACUGGGGUGGGGGGUAGUUGCCUUUAGUAUAUUUUUCCAGUCUUGUUCAUAUAGGCUACAUAAAGUAACAUGUGGUCCAUCCCUAGCCUACUGGAACGCCACACGAGCCUUCAUGAUUCUCUCUGCCAUGUCCUGCUUCGCUGGCAUCAUCGCUGGCAUCCUCUCCUUCGCCCACUUCUCAGCCUUCGAAAGGUUCAACCGCUCCUUCGCUGCUGGCAUCAUGUUUUUCAUCUCCGCUCUCUUUGUCCUACUGGCUAUGGCCAUCUACACUGGAGUCACCGUCAACUUCCUGGGCAGGCGCUUUGGUGACUGGCGGUUUUCAUGGUCCUACAUCCUUGGCUGGGUGGCCCUACUUAUGACGUUUUUUGCAGGAAUAUUCUAUAUGUGCGCAUACAGGAUGCACGAGUGCAGAAGGAUGACUGGAUCUCGCUAAAACUCGGGUUAUAAACGAGUAAAUGGCAAAAGAGGAGAGUCAGAACCAGACUGAACAGGUGGAAGAUAAAGCCGUUUGGAAUCAGCACAGUGUGAGCAGCACUGUGAUGGAGGGUUCGGGUUUCUCAUGCGCCUAGUUUGUGGACAACAUCAGAUUUUGUAUAUUACAAUACUACUUACCUAUUUAUAAAUGAAGUUGAUGUAUGCUGUUACAAUCACAUUCACUGAAUGAUCAAUAAAGUUUGUUACAACC